GUGGCAGUAAGCAUUGAGCGUACUCUCCAACAGGUUCGAUUGUAGAGACAGCAUGAUACAUUAAAAUAUGUGCCUACAAUCGAUAACGGCGUUCCGUAUGUAUACUUGUGGGGUAGGUAGGGAGUGUCCUCAAAUAGGACAAUUUUAUUUAAAAAAUGCUUCUAAGGCUUCUGUUAUUAAUUGCGUCUGUUGGUCAUAUUCUUGCUGCUGAGUCGUGGAAGAAACCUGGUUGUCAUCGUAUUGGUCAUACUAGGAACAUAAGCAUACCAGACUGUGUCCAGUUCAAAAUAAAGACGAAUGCAUGCAGAGGUUUCUGCGAAUCAUGGUCUCUCCCAAGCAUCAUGCUUGGCUUCAAGCGGCAUCCAGUCACAUCACUGGGACAGUGUUGCAAUAUCAUGGAAUCCGAGGAUGUACCCGUAAAAGUACUAUGUUUAGACGGCGAAAGGAAUUUAAUAUUCAAAUCGGCUGUAUCCUGCGCCUGUUAUCAUUGUCAAAAAGAAUGAUGAAACCUCCACUAAUAAUCCCAUAUCUUGUAUUAUAAAUUCCAAAAUAGCAGCCAAGGACUUUAUUUAUUUACUUCAUAGAAGAGCCCUUUUAAGUAGACUAUUGAUAUUACAUAGCUUAGAUUUUUCAGUACAUACCUAUUCUAUCUAACUUAUUUACAAGUGAUAUAAAAUGGAGUGUGACUUGCAAUGAAUAAAUUAUUCUAUCGUU
Plodia interpunctella (Indianmeal moth) is the source of this 714-nucleotide messenger RNA. It is a transcript of the gene Gpa2, whose product is annotated as Glycoprotein hormone alpha 2. Gene Ontology annotation, biological process: cell surface receptor signaling pathway. The transcript is spliced from 4 exons. The coding region runs from base 156 to 503 and encodes 115 amino acids. The record is from RefSeq and is a predicted model, not a curated record. Gene Ontology annotation, molecular function: hormone receptor binding. Lineage: Eukaryota; Metazoa; Arthropoda; Insecta; Lepidoptera; Pyralidae.